AUCGAGUGUGUGUGUGUGUGUGUGUGUGUGCCCGUGCCACCCCAGGGUGGGAAUGCUAAGACAGACGGGCAGUUUAUUUUUGGGUCAGUGACAGUGUGUCAAUGGCCGCAGAUGAGUCGCAAAGGAAGGCUCUGAGAUACCAGCAGACCGUGCUAUAUGGAGAGUACAGGGAGCACCCUGGUGGGUCUCAGCGGAGAGAGGCUACUCGCCUUCUGAUGGAGAGACAGCGGAAAAAACAUGGGCAUCACCACCACCACCAUGGGCACUACCAUCACGCUCACCAGGGGCGAAGUCACAGCCGGAGCCGAAGUCGCCACCAUAGCCGACCCCAUCUGGAUCUGGAGAUAGGGAGCAUUCAGGAUAGACCGGAGGAGGAGCAGGGCCACUCGUCGUCCUUCAAGAAACGCCGCUCUUACUCCAAGUGCAGAGACUGUGUGGCUCGAGUACAGAAGUUCCUUGUCACGAAAUUGGGAGAAGACUGGAUCUUUCUGGUGUUGUUGGGUAUUACCAUGGCAUUAGUUAGCUGGAGCAUGGAUUAUGCUAGUGCCAAGAGUCUGCAAGCCUAUAAAUGGUUUUAUGGUGAGUUGAAGGGAAACAUCCCACUGCAGUACCUGGUCUGGGUCUUCUAUCCCAUGGUGCUCAUCCUUUUUGCCUCCCUUUUCUGCCACCUGGUCGCUCCUCAGGCAAUUGGCUCUGGUAUUCCGGAGAUGAAAACCAUACUCAGAGGUGUUGUGCUGAAGGAGUAUUUGACUCUCAAAGCAUUUAUUGCGAAGGUGGUGGGACUCACUGCUGGCCUGGGCAGUGGUAUGCCGGUUGGCAAAGAGGGUCCAUUUGUUCACAUAGCCAGCAUCUGUGCCGCUGUGCUCAGCAAGUUUAUGUCGUUCUUCUCUGGAGUCUAUCAGAGCCCAUAUUGUUAUACAGACAUCCUCACUGUGGGCUGUGCUGUGGGGGUCGGAUGCUGUUUUGGAACCCCUUUAGGAGGUGUUUUGUUCAGCAUUGAAGUUACGUCAACCUACUUUGCUGUGAGAAACUACUGGAGAGGCUACUUUGCUGCAACAUUCAGCGCUUUUAUUUUCAGAGUGCUGUCUGUGUUCAAUAAGGAUGCAGUCACCAUCACUGCUCUCUUCCGCACCAACUUCCGCAUGGAUUUUCCGUUCGACCUGCAGGAGCUCCCAGCGUUCGCCAUUAUUGGGAUUUCUUGUGGAUUUCUGGGCGCUUUCUUUGUUUACCUGAAUCGUCAAGUUGUCCUGUUCAUGAGAAGAUCAAACAUUCUCACACGAUUCCUUACUAAACACCGGCUGGUUUUCCCUGCUGUUGUGACCUUGGUGGUUACAACGCUGACAUUCCCGCCAGGCUUUGGGCAGUUCAUGGCUGGAGAGCUGAUGCCCAGGGAGUGCAUCAACUCUCUGUUUGAUAACUUCACCUGGACUAAAAUAUGGGGAUCCCCCUUCCCGCCUGGACUCGGACGCUCUGCUGUGUGGUUUCAUCCUGACGUCAGCAUCUUUGUCAUUCUUAUCCUCUUCUUGAUCAUGAAGUUCUGGAUGUCUGCAGUUUCCACCACAAUGCCCAUCCCGUCUGGAGCUUUCAUGCCUGUCUUUGUUUUGGGUGCUGCGUUCGGUCGUUUAGUGGGUGAGAUCAUGGCCACGCUCUUUCCUCACGGGAUCCUGUUUGACGGGAUCCUGUACCGCAUCAUCCCUGGAGGGUACGCUGUCAUUGGUGCGGCGGCGCUGACAGGAGCCGUCACUCACACCGUCUCUACUGCGGUGAUCUGUUUCGAGCUCACCGGUCAGAUCUCUCACAUCCUCCCCAUGAUGGUUGCUGUCAUCCUGGCCAACAUGGUGGCUCAGGGUCUGCAGCCGUCACUCUACGACUCCAUCAUCCAGUUUAAGAAGCUGCCGUAUCUUCCCGAGCUGGGCUUCGGCCAUAUAAGUCAGUAUAAUAUCUUUGUGGAGGACAUCAUGGUGAGGAAAGUGAAGUUUUUAUGUUCGCAGUCUACAUACAGAGAAGUGCUGCAUUUGCUGGACUCGACCUCUUUAAAAACCUUCCCACUGGUCGACUCAAAAGAUUCUAUGAUUCUGUUGGGCAGCAUUGAGAGGUCUGAGCUGCUCGCCCUCUGUGAUUGGUGGCUGUCAGCAGAGAGGCGGAUCCUAAUACAAGGACAGAGCCCACAAGGUCAAGUGCCUUGUGCCAAAAUCAGCUGGGAAUCCUUUGCCUUUGUUGAUGAAGAUGAAGAUGAAGAAGAAGAGGAUAAUGUAGAUGAAAAGACAAUACCAGUUCAAGAAGAGAGAAAUGGCCCUGUGCCCCCGCCCAAACCUUCAGAACCGUCCACCAAUCACACGUCUCCUGAUAAGGGUCCUUCGCAGUCUUUCAGGAGACUUUUACGUAACUUAUUUUCAUCUUCGUCAGAAAGACACACAGAAGGUCAGCCCCAGGAGCCUUAUCCUCCACCUUUAACCGACACAAUGACACCAGAACAGAUCAAAGCCUGGGAGGAGAGUGAAAUGGACAAACCUCUGGAAAUCAAUCAGAUCAGAAUAGAUCCAUCACCCUUUCAGCUGGUGGAGAGAACCUCACUACAUAAGACACACACACUGUUUUCUUUACUGGGCCUCAGUCAUGCCUAUGUAACCAAUACUGGAAAAUUAGUGGGAGUCGUGGCGCUGAAAGAGCUUCAAAAAGCCAUCGAGGGCUCAACACGCAGUGGUGUCCGCCUGCGCCCCCCUCUGGCCAGCUUCAGAGACACCCUCCGUAAAAAAGCCUCUAAGCCUCAGGCCUCCUCUCCUCCAUCCUCACCCGUCUCCACCACCGCCCCGUCCUCACCUCUGUCUCCACCUGUGAUCUCUCAUUCCCGCUCCCACUCACACUCCUCCAGCCCAGCCGCCCCGGUGACAGAGAAUAAAAAGGAGAUGGAAGUGUGGAUCGAGGGUGUGAAGCGGGAUGUGAUUGUUGGUAAAAGCAGCAGCACAACCACAGGAAGCAGCAAUAGCAGUAGUCGUGGGACUGGAAGUAGUGACAGUGAGGCAGGAAGUGGCGACAGCAGCCCGAAUCUACCGCCCUCCUCGCCUCCACCCCCUAUCCCGCUCUCCAACCUGCAAGCCGUCCCGGAGAACAAGGAGGAAGAAGAAAACGAGGAGCCCGUUUAAAACAAGUGAAGUUUGUUUUUCUUUUCUUUGAGGUGAGAUUUUUAUAUAACAUUUCUUUUUUGUUUGUUUUUUUACUUACGUGUCAUUUCAGAGUUUUAAAAUGUCUCCUUGAUCUCCUUUAGUUUCUUCCUGCUUUUUUCUGUCAAAACAUUUCUGUGAGUUUUUUUGGUUGUUCUUUGAUGUGAAAACAGGCUGAUCAUUUUAGAGAAAGAAGAAAAGUUUGAGUUAUUUUUCUUCAAUCUAUAUAAAAAAAUACUAUUCUUCUUCCUCUAAGAAAUUCUGUGAAUGUUUCCUUCUUUACUUUCUUUUAUUUUUCUAUUUCCUGCUUAUUUUUUUCUCCUCUUAUUUUAUUUAAUUUUUUUGUAAAUAAAUAUUCAAAUUCUGAUAGGUUUUCCUCUCCCUGCUUUCUCUUUUUUGUAAUAGAAACAACAACAAUAAUCUAAAAACAUCAUGUAUCAUAAAACUUGCUAUGAGAUUAUGGUAAAAUAUUUGUCAUCUCAGUAGCUCUUAAAAUAUACAUUGAUUUCCCUUUCAUGAAUAUAAAUUGUCAUAACUUUAAGUGUUAACAGAUUAUGAAAGAAAUAGUUUAUUUUUUUGAGUUAAAGAAGAAAUUGAAGGAACAUUUCACUGUUAUAGUUGUCCAAACAAAAAGUGUCCAGCAGGUGGCACAUUUUCAGAACAUUUCACUUAAACAUUUUCUCCUUUUGCCCUUAUACACUCACCGGCCACUUUAUUAGGUACACUUUACUAGUAGCAGGUUGGACCCCAUUUUUGCCUUCAGAACUGCCUUAAUCCUUUGUGGCAGAGAUUCAACAGGCUACUGGAAAAUCAAAGAUUUUGGUCCAUAUUGACAUGAUAGCAUCACGGAGUUGCUGCAGAUUUGUGGGCUGCACAUCCAUGAUGCACAUCCCCCGUUCCACCACAUCCCAAAGAUGCGCUAUUGGAUUGAGAUCUGGUGACAGUUGAGGCCAUUUGAGCGCAGUGAACUCAAUGUCAUGCUCAAGAAACCAGUCUGAGAUGAUUUGUGCUUUUAUGACAUGGCGUGAUAUCCUGCUGGAUGUAGCCAUAAGAAGAUGGGUACACUGUGGUCAUAAAGAGAUGGACAUGGUCAGCAACAAUACUCAGGUAGGCUGUGGUGUUGACACGAUGCUCUAUUGGUACUAAUGGGCCCAAAGUGUCCCAAGAAAAUAUCCCCCAGACCAUUACACCACCACCACCAGCCUGAACCGUUGAUACAAGGCAGGAUAGAUCCAUGCUUUCAUGUUGUUGAUGCCAAAUUCUGACCCUGCCAUCCGAAUGGCAGCAGAAAUUGAGACUCAUCAGACCAGGCAACAUUUCUAUUGUCCAAUUUUGGUGAGCCUGUGUUGAUUGUAGCCUCAGUUUCCUGUUCUUAGCUGAUUAAAAACAGGAAACUGUUCCUGUUCCCAUUCUCCUCUGAUCUCUGGCCUUUGCACCCACAGAACUGCCGCUCACUGGAUAUUUUCUCUUUUUCUAAUCAUUCUCUGUAAACCCUAGAGGUGGUUGUGUGUGAUAAUCCCAGUUAAUCAGUAGUUUCUGAAAUACUCAGACCAGCCCAUCUGGCACCAACAACCAUGCCACGUUCAAAGUCACUUAAAUCCCCUUUCUUCCCCAUUCAGAUGCUCAGUUUGAACUGCAACAGAUAGUCUUGACCAUGUCUACAUGCCUAAAUGCAUUAAGUUGCUGCCAUGUGAUUGGCUGAUUAGAAAUUUGCUUUAACGAGCAGUUGGACAGGUGCACCUAAUAAAGUGGCCAGUGAGUGUAAUUUGUACUUUCUGAAAAUUCACUGUCUUCUCUUAAUGAAACCCUUCCUCUGUCCGUCUUUUCCCUCAAAACUCUGUCUCUCUCUCAGGUGUCUCUCAUGUCUUUAAACCAAGGACUCUGCUCUUUAUGAACAAUCUGUGUUGGUUCAUGUGAUCUACUGUCUUCUAAUAAGUGUUACAGUUCAUUUAAUAUAGCUUAGAGUCUUCAGUCACUUAAUUUAUCUGCCUCCGUUUCUGUUUGUGUUUGUCAUAUUUAUUAAUUAAUUUAUUCAUUCGUCUCUUUACCUCUUGGCGUGAUGAGAUAUUGACAGAUUCAUAAAGGAAUUUUUGAAAGAUGAA
Molecule: messenger RNA, 5263 nt
Organism: Danio aesculapii
Lineage: Eukaryota; Metazoa; Chordata; Actinopteri; Cypriniformes; Danionidae
Gene: clcn1a
Product: chloride channel, voltage-sensitive 1a
Exons: 23
Coding region: 102-3143 (1013 amino acids)
Biological process (GO): transmembrane transport; chloride transport
Cellular component (GO): membrane
Molecular function (GO): voltage-gated chloride channel activity
Source: RefSeq, a predicted model, not a curated record